CACGGAAGAUAUUUGGAGUCGACUUCGACUUCGAUCUCGAACAACGAAAACAAACAUGGCGGAUCCGACGAUGGACUCCACAGCUACAUCGACGAAGAUGGCACCAAACCAAGACUCCUCGUCAAGCACGACACCGUCGCAAAAGCAAAGAGCGCAAGAAGAGCUAGAAGCAUUCAAGCCAUCAAUGGCAUUCAUACUGUCUUUUGCAAGUAUGUCGAUAAUUGUGCUCAUGUCUGCAUUGGACGCGACUUCGCUGUCUGUAGCGCUACCUAUAAUGGCCCAAGUCCUACACGGCAGCGCAAUAGAAGCCUUCUGGGCUGGCACAUCGUUCCUCCUGACCUCGACCGUGUUCCAACCUGUGCUAGGCUCCUUCUCGCACAUCUUCGGCCGCAAACCGCUCAUCUACGUCAGUCUCGUCUUCUUCCUCGCCGGCGCCAUCGUCGCUGCCCUCGCACAAAACUUCACAGUGAUUCUCGUGGGCAGGACGGUGCAGGGAGUCGGCGGGGGUGGAAUCAUCGCGCUGACGGAGAUUGUGGUUACGGAUAUGGUGCCGUUGAGGGAGAGAGGGAAGUGGUUUUCGAUUUUCAGUGUCAUGUGGAGUUUGGGAACUGUCGUUGGACCGUUGCUUGGUGGUGGUUUCAGCGAAAACGUCUCAUGGAGGUGGAUAUUCUGGAUCAACCUCCCCUUCAUCGGCAUUGGCGCAGUAUUGAUCGCCAUCUUCCUAAAGCUCAACCAAAAAACAAGUUCGCUCGUCGAGAAGCUGCGUCGGGUAGAUUGGGUGGGCAUGGUGCUGUUUCUUGCUUCGACUACCGGUUUUCUGAUCCCCAUCACAUGGGGUGGUGUCCAGUACCCGUGGGAUAGUUGGAGGACGCUGGUCCCGCUGGUCGUCUGUGGCGUCGGCAUGCUGGUCUUUAUUUACCACCAGGAGUAUAUCGCUUCGGAGCCGUUGAUACGUACCAGUGUGUUCAAGACGCGCACGUCGGCGAUCACAUAUCUGGUGACUGUUAUCCACGGUAUCCUCUUGUGGUCUAUUCUGUACUAUCUUCCGCUUUACUUUGAGGCUGUGAAGGGGAUGACGCCUAUGAUGACUGGUGUGGCGAUCUUUCCUUGGACGUUCACUGUUGCUCCGGCUGCUGGUAUCACGGGAGCUGUGAUUGCAAAGGCUGGGUACUACAGGUGGGCUAUGUGGACGGGGUGGUUCUUGUCCACAUUCGGCACAGGACUCCUCAUCUACCUCGAGGCCGACACGACAACAGUCGCCUGGAUCUUCUUGAACCUCGUAGGGGGCGUUGGAGCAGGCAUGCUGUUCCCAGCAAUGGCGAUCUCGGCGCAGGCUUCUGCUGCUUCGCAAGACGCAGCAUACGCGACAAGUACCUUUUCUUUCCUGCGCGCCUUCGGCCAGACAUUGGGAGUUGCCGUUGGCGGUGUGGUUUUCCAGAAUCAGAUGAAGAGGAAGAUGUUGACGUAUCCACUGCUUGCUGAUAAAGCGGCCGAGUACUCGAAGGAUGCGGCAGGUCUAGUACAAAUCAUCAAGGCCAUGCCUGAAGGGGACAUGAAGCUGCAGUUGCGCGAGAGUUACACGGAUGCUUUACGAUACAUCUGGAUUGUCAUGACGGUUUUUGCCGGCGUUGCGCUCAUUGCAAGUGCCUUCAUCAAGCAUCACUCUCUCGACGUGGCACUGGAGACGGAGCAGGGGUUCAAGGAGAAGAAGCGGACAAAAGACGUGGAGAACGAGGCUCAGUAA
Periconia digitata is the source of this 1744-nucleotide messenger RNA. Lineage: Eukaryota; Fungi; Ascomycota; Dothideomycetes; Pleosporales; Periconiaceae. The record is from the annotation of a GenBank genome assembly.